Messenger RNA from Carlito syrichta (Philippine tarsier), 1502 nucleotides. RefSeq names its product acidic nuclear phosphoprotein 32 family member E (gene ANP32E). The transcript has 7 exons. Gene Ontology annotation, biological process: regulation of apoptotic process. Gene Ontology annotation, molecular function: phosphatase inhibitor activity; histone binding. The record is from RefSeq and is a predicted model, not a curated record. NCBI's taxonomy places the organism in Eukaryota, Metazoa, Chordata, Mammalia, Primates, Tarsiidae. Gene Ontology annotation, cellular component: nucleus. Bases 391 to 1182 code for a protein of 263 amino acids.
UGGGUGGAGUGUAGGCCAGGGGGUUGGCGGUGCCGUGUCAUGGAGGCUCAGUCUCUCAGCAGCCAUUGAAGGGGAAGGAACCGCGGGUGUGUGCGCGUGUGUGUAUGUGUAUGUGUGUGUGCGUGUUUGUGUGCGCGCGUGCGUGCGUGUGUGUGCGCGCGCUAGUGUGUGGACAAGGAGGUGGGGGCAGCUGAGUUAGAGUCCCAACUCCUUGGACUCCAUUUGCUAUUCUUUUCUUUCUCCCCCACACCUAUCUGCCGGGAGUGGGCGUUUGUAUUUGCGUUUCUUUUCAUUCAUUUCCAAAUCUCUUAAAAUUUGAGGGUUGGGGGUAGUGGGAAAGGCAGGAAAGGGAAAGGGAGGAGAGUAGGAGCAGAAGAGCAGGAGGAGGACAUGGAGAUGAAGAAGAGGAUUAACCUGGAGUUAAGGAACAGAGCCCCGGAGGAGGUGACAGAGUUAGUCCUUGAUAAUUGCCUGUGUGUCAAUGGGGAAAUUGAAGGCCUGAAUGAUACUUUUAAAGAACUAGAGUUUCUGAGUAUGGCUAAGGUGGAACUAAGUUCACUGGCCCGGCUUCCCAGCUUAAAUAAACUUCGAAAAUUGGAGCUUAGUGACAAUAUAAUUUCUGGAGGCUUGGAAGUCCUGGCAGAGAAAUGUCCAAAUCUUACCUACCUCAAUCUGAGUGGAAACAAAAUCAAAGAUCUCAGAACAGUAGAAGCUCUGCAAAAUCUUAAAAAUUUGAAAAGUCUGGACCUGUUUAACUGUGAGAUCACAAACCUGGAAGAUUAUCGAGAAAGUAUUUUUGAACUGCUGCAGCAAAUCACUUACUUAGAUGGCUUUGAUCAGGAGGAUAAUGAAGCGCCAGACUCUGAAGAGGAGGAUGAUGAGGAUGGGGAUGAAGAUGAUGAAGAUGAAGAUGAAGAUGAAGCCGGUCCACCUGAAGGAUACGAAGAAGAGGAGGAGGAGGAAGAGGAGGAGGAGGAUGAAGACGAGGCAGGCUCAGAACUGGGAGAGGCAGAAGAGGAAGUGGGCCUUUCCUACUUGAUGAAAGAAGAAAUCCAGGAUGAAGAAGAUGAUGAUGACUAUGUUGAAGAAGGAGAAGAAGAGGAAGAAGAAGAAGAAGAAGGUCUUCGAGGAGAGAAGAGGAAACGAGAUGCUGAAGAUGAUGGAGAAGAGGAAGAUGACUAGAUCAUUCUAAGACCAGAUUCCCUGCUGUUCCUGGGUGUGCAAUAGAGUGAUCACAUCUUUGUUUCUUCAUGUACGAUAGCUAUCCCUACAGAAGAUAAUGUGUAACUUUUUAUAGGAAAAGUGUGGUUUUACUAUUUUUGCCUUAUCAUUCCAAAUAAGAAUUACUAGUCUGUUAAUGAUCAUAUUGUAUGUAGAGAAAAUUUUCAUUGACACCCCCCAUUGUGAAAUUCCUUAGCAAUUUAUUUAGACUCUUAAUUUUUCUAAUUCAAGCUCAAUGUAUUUGUCAUUUUUAGCCCAUAAUUAAAACACGAUCACUUUUA